This is a messenger RNA of Closterium sp. Naga37s-1, 6865 nucleotides long. NCBI's taxonomy places the organism in Eukaryota, Viridiplantae, Streptophyta, Zygnematophyceae, Desmidiales, Closteriaceae. The record is from the annotation of a GenBank genome assembly.
AUCUGGUGAUUGUGCUGGCUGACGACAAGCUGUUUGGGAGAAAGAAGGUGGUUAGCAUCUGCCGGGAGGCCGUGGCUUGCGGUCCUUCAAGAUCCGUGUCUGCUGGAAAUCACAGCCGUUUUGUUUCCUUCCAGAGCGUGAUUCUGCCCAUGCUCAGGGUCAUCUGUCAGCCUGAGUUUUUCAACAAUCCUGCAUCGAGCAAGGUCAACGUUACCCUAGCAGCAAUCGUCGAGGUGGAAGGUCUUCAGGAGUACCUAAUCGGCUGCAUGCGCCUCCUAACCCAACGCGGGAUGAUCCGCGACCUGUCACGGGACGACGACAAUAUCACCGACUGGGACACAGCAUUCCACGUCAUCAUCAGCUUCUUCAACCUCACCAUGGAUCGAUUCUAUUCUCUCUUCGACGCGGCGCAAGCCAGCGCAGACAUGCAGGAGCUGGAAGGCAUGCUUGAGAAGUGGCAGAGAGAGAAGCCGGUGUUUGAUGGCAAGUACCAUAGCAUUCGGUCGGUGAUCUACAGGCUGAGGAAGUCGCUGGAUAGGCGGCAGCACAGUGAGAGACAGAAGCAGAGGAUGGAGGAAGGGCAGCUACUGCAUGCUGACUUCUUCCCUACAGGUCAGCAUCCGUCCAGCAUGCAGGAUGUGGAUGGUCCGGGCGAGCUCAGCUUGGAAGGCCGCCCCCGGCAUGAUAACGACCAUCUUGAAAUAUCAGCCAUUUCGGUUGCUCCAACGAUGGAGGAAGUUCUCUGCAAAGCCUCACCAUACCUGCCACACAACCACCCCAGCGAGCCACACCACCUGCCAGCGGGCUCGGUGGCCCGCCACGUGGACAUCCAAUUCCGCCUGCUCCGCCACGACUUGAUUGCCCCACUCUGGAGCAAGGCGCUCUUCCUCUUCCACCGUCUCAACCAGGAAUACUCCCGGGGUGCCGACGGGGGAAGUAACAGUGGGAGCAGUGGCGGAAGGGAGGAUGCGAUGGGGCUGUUGAGGGCGGACAGGGAGUUGGUGCGAGGUCUGACAGAUGACAUGAAGGGCGUGGUGGGGUUUUCCUCGGAGGACAUGGACGUGUAUCUGCUGCGGGGUGUGCACGUGCUGUCCAUCAACACAGACAAGCGGAGCGGGGUUUACUUUCUCAUUGACUUCCUUGAGCCUCCCAUGCCCCGGGGCCGGAAUGCCCGUAACAGGGUGGAGUUUUGGGACAACACGCGGAGGCUGCAGAACGGCUCGCUGGUGUGCCUGUGGAUCCGAGACAUCCAGCGCAGCCACACUCACAAUCAGCGCACUCGCAGGCAGCAGCAGCUCCCCCUUGCGGGAGACACUUCAGCGAGUGACUCUUCCUCCCACCGGCUCGUCUUUGCGACUAUCACAGCCCGAGAUACGAAGAGGCUCGCCACUGCCAGGCCGCAGAUUGGGGUGCAGCCGUGCGGGGAGAACGGGUUCAGUGCAGACCUGCUGGAGCUGAUUGCUCAGGACGGCAGUGGGGGCAGAGGCGGGAGUAAGGGCGUACAGGUGGUGAUGCUGGAGGCGCAUGGGAGUUUUUUUGCGUAUGAGCCGAUUCUGAAGGCGCUGCAGAGCAUCACUGACACGUCACUGCCCUUCUCUGAGUACAUCUGUGGGGCAGCUGGCGGAGCACCUGGGGGGGUACCUGGAGGGGCACCUGGGUGGGUACCUGGAGUGUACAAGCUGCCUGCUUACAUCAAAGGUGGCAUGAUGUACGACUUGAGCUUGCUGCUCAAGACCAAGCCUCCCUCUUCCUCCUCUUCCCAGCAGGCAGCGAAUGCUCCAGAGGACGAGUUCGCCAUCAGGAAUGUGAUGAUCUCCAGCCCCACCGCCUUCCCUAUGGAUGCCCUCCUGCGCUGCACAUCGCUGGACGAACCUCAAUCUGUGGCUCUGCGAGCUGCCCUCACUCAGGAGUUCGCUCUGCUGCAAGGCCCUCCGGGAACCGGCAAGACGUUCGUGGGGAUCAAACUUGUGGAGAUUCUGCUGAGAAAUCCACUCAAGAGCAGCUCGUCAGGUCAUUUUGCUCGAGGCAGGGAGUUGGCCAGUUCCGCGGGGCCCAUCCUGUGCGUGUGUUUCACCAACCACGCUCUGGAUCAGUUCCUGGAGGGCCUCAUUGCCAGCGGCAUCAAGAACGUGGUGCGAGUGGGAGGAAGGAGCAAGUCGGAGGUUCUGCAAGAGUACAAUCUCCUCAACAUCAUCCGGAGCUCCAAUCUGGAUCGCAGCAGAACGUACAGGCAGUCGAGCUACGAGGUGGGCAGCAAGCUAAGGGAGGUGGAGGAGGUGAUAGGCACGUACAGUGACGCCCUGCAGCAGCGCAGCGACAACGUGGCGGCUGUGGCGUGGGGUACUAUCGCCUCCCACCUCGUGGCCAAUCAUCCCGUCUACUUCCAAGCCCUCCGUACUGUCAGCAAGGCAGAUGCUGAUGGUUAUGAGCAAGUGGGGCGAGACAACUGGAAGCGGUGGAAGCAAGGCCUGCCCAAGGAAACCCUUCGCCGCAAGAAAGGUGCUGGUGAUACAUGGGGGGAUCAAGGUCAUGUAUCAGGCAGGGGGAAGGGAGGCGUAGGAGGAGGAAGGGCCGGAAUGGCGCCACAGGGAGGGGGAGUAGGAGUGGGGGGAGUGGGGAUAGCCGCUUCUGGACAACAGGCGGGCACACAGAACGUGUUUGAUGCCCUGGGUUUCCUUGGUGAGUUCGAGGUUGGGGAGGGGUGGGGUGCAAGCAGAGCGAGGGACGGCGGAGUGAGUGAGGAGCUGAGCGAAAUGGUGGGCAUGAUGGCUACUUUCUAUGAGGGGGAUGGCAGCGGUAGUGGGGAUGAGGUGGCAGGCACGGGCCUUGACUACUCGUGGCUAGGCCUUGUGCCCUCAGGGAGAGCGAGAGGAGCAGGAGGAGCAGGCGGGGCAGGAGCGGCAGGAGUGGCAGGAGGGUUCCCUAUGGAGGAGGAUCUCUCACAUGCGUUUGGUGACUCGGGCUUUCACGACGGCAGGCAAGGCCAGGGCACGAAUCAACCCCAUGGCGGUACUGGCAGCAGAGGAAGCCAAGGCAGCAGCAAGGGGAAGAAAGGCAGCAAACAGGAGCACGGGAGCAAGGGGAAGGAGGAGGAGGUGGUGGAGGAGGAGGUGUGGACUGGUCCGGAGGUGGAUGAGAGAAGUGACAGGGGGGUGGAGGAGCUGCUAGGGUUGGAGGACCCGUGGGCGACGAGUGGACGGGAGAGGAGGAAGCUGGUGGAGUUCUGGGUGGGGGAGCUGCGCGCCACUGCCACUGCUGCCAUUGAGGCCGAGGUGGCGAAUUACUCCAGGUGUGUGUGCUGCUGGAAGGUGAGUGAGCGCAGUGAGCGCCAGCAGGUAGAGGACCUGCAAGGGAAUAUCACCCUGAAGGUGAGGGAGCGCAGUGAGUUACAGCAAGUGGAGGACCUGCAGGUGCUGAGGAGGGCACAGGUGGUGAAGAAGGUGAGGGAGCGCAGUGAGUUACAGCAGGUGGAGGACCUGCAGGUGCUGAGGAGGGCGCAGGUGGUGGGCAUGACCACGUCCGGGGUGGCCAAGAUGCAGUGCCUCAUCACGGCGCUCGGCCCGCGCGUCAUCAUCGUGGAGGAGGCAGCUGAGGUGCUCGAGGCCCACAUCCUCACCUCGCUCACCCCGCAGACACAGCAUGUUAUUCUCAUAGGCGAUCAUCUGCAGCUGCGCCCCAAGGUUGAAGUCUACGAGCUGAGCAAGGACUCCCACAAGGGCUUCGACCUGGACGUCUCUCUCUUUGAACGCCUCGCCCUCUCCCGGCAGAUUCCCGUGUACACCCUCGCCACGCAGCGCCGCAUGCGUCCAGAAAUUGCCGACCUCAUCCGCUACACCAUCUACCCCGACCUCCGAGACCACCCGUUCGUCCAAGGCUACCCAAACGUGAGGGGCAUGGCGGCGAAUCUCCAUUUCUGGGACCACAACUUCCCUGAGACAGGGGGUGACGACCUGAGGGAGGGCAAGUCCAAGUCCAACGCGGGCGAGGCAGCCAUGGUGGUCGCCCUCGCCACGUACCUGCUGCAGCAGGGGUACACGGGAGGGGAGGUUACCAUCCUCACGCCUUAUGUAGGCCAGCUGCUGAAGCUGCGCCAGGCGCUUUCUCAGGUGGUGAACGUGCGCCUGGGGGAGGGGGAUGCGGAGGUGGUGGAGGAGGCAGAGGAGAAGGCGGCUACUAGGGAAGGUGGAGCUGCAGGGGAGGAGGUUGGAAAUGGGAAGGGGUUGGGGCUGGAGUUUGCUGCGCCGAAGGCGGUUACGGCGAACCUGAAGGAUGCAGUUCGGCUGGCCACUGUUGACAAUUUCCAGGGCGAGGAGAGCACGGUGAUCAUCAUCUCGCUCGUACGGAACAACGUGGAUGGCAAGAUCGGGUUCCUCAAGAGCCCCAACCGCACCAACGUGCUGCUCUCCCGCGCCAAGCAUGGCAUGUACAUCAUUGGUAACGCCAGCACUAUGAGAGCAGCUACGUCCAAGUCCGUGCUCUGGCCUCGGAUUAUGGACAUGCUGGAAAGCAAGGGGCGCGUUGAGAAGUUCAUUCCGCUGCGCUGUGUGAACCACCCCGACACGGUGACGCACAUUGAGAGAGCGGGGGAGUUCAAGAAGAAGGCCAGUGAGGGCGGAUGCUCCCAGAUGUGCGGCUUCCGGCUCACUCCUUGUGGUCACACCUGCCCCCGAAGGUGCCAUGGCGAUGACAGGGCACACGCCAACGCGUUCUGCCCCAAGGAGUGCAACCGCAUUCGCCCUCUGGAGGAAUGUCCGCACUGGCACACGUGCCCCAAGCAGUGUGGCGAGGAGUGUGGGCCCUGCCUCGUCACCAUCAAGGCACUCACGCUCCCCUGCGGCCAUCAGGCCUUCAAUGUCCCCUGCUUCAAGGCUCAGAAUCCCACUUCCAUUUUCUGCUCAUUUAUGGUGGAAGUCACAAUGCCGCUGUGCGGGCACAAGCAGAAAGUUAAGUGCGGCGAGUCUGCCACCAGAGUAGCCAACCCCAAGCACUGCACCGCUCGCUGCGGGGUCUUCCUCUCAGACUCCUGCGGCCACACCUGCAUCUCUCCCUGUGGUCACUGCAUCGUUGCUCCAGCUACUACUACCACCAACCAGGGGCGUGGCUUGCAGCACCUGCCGCAGCAGCAGCAGCAGCAGCAGCAGCUGGAGAAGCUGGAGAAAAACCACAAGAAGUGCUCGCAGCCAUGCCAGCGCCCGCUCCCCUGCGCGCACCUCUGCCCGGAUCCCUGCCACAGCGGCACACCCUGCAAGCCCUGCACCAGGAAGUGCCUCGUGGCCUGCCAGCACAGCUCCUGCCCCCAACCCUGCCACCGAACCUGCGCGCCCUGCGCCGAGCCUUGCGGGUGGCACUGCAAGCACCAAGGCCGAUGCUCCCUCCCCUGCGGCGCCCCCUGCGACCGCCUCCCGUGCGAGCAGAGGUGCGAGAAAAAACUCCAAUGCGGCCACCAAUGCCCGUCCCUCUGCUCCGAGAAAUGCCCUCCGAAGGGGUUCUGCACGGUUGAAGGGUGUGGGGAGGAGGAGAAGAGGGAGAUGACUGUGGAUCUGGUCACUCUGGAAACGCUAGGGGAGAUUGAUCCGGAUGAGAGUCCUGUGCUGGUGCUGCCAUGCGGUCAUGCUUACACUGUGGAGACUCUAGAUGGCCACCUGGGCCUGAACCAGGUUUACCAAGAGACAGAAGAUGGGCUUGCUGGUGGCACCAGUGCACCAGGAGGUGGGGCUGGAGGAGGGGCUGGAGGUGCGUCGGAAGCAGGUGCAGCUGCAGGCAAAUGGGUGGCAGUCCGGCCGUUUGAGGAUGGAGAUCUGUCCGCUCUGAAGGGCUGCCCGGAGUGCCGCCAGCCAAUCACAGGCCUCCGCCGGUACGGCAGGAUGGUGAACAAGGCGCUGCUGGACGAAUCAGAACGCAAGUUCGCUCUCAGCUGCCUGGCCGACCAGCAGCAGCUCCAGCACAAGCUGUCGCAGCUAAGCCAGGCUGUAUCCGCGUGCUCCGAGGGUGCCCAACCGAGGCAGUUAGAGAAGCUGGCCAAGCAUGCGACCUAUCAGGUAGUGGAGGCCAACAAGGUGCGAGGCACAGCCAUGAAACCGCCUACCCAGCAGACGUACCAGGCUUCUAUAGCUGCGCUGCAGAGAAAGCACGUCCAGUUGGGAGCAUCGUCAUGUGGGGUAAAUUCCCCUGCAAAUCCGCCUCCUGCGGAUCUAGGUGCUGUUCCUUCAGCGUCAGCGUGGGAGGAGGAGUGCCAGCUGCUGUAUGUUCCCCAGCCGGACCCCCGGCCCCUCUGUGAAGCACUCAUGAUGCUGGGGAAAGCUUAUCAGCUUCUCAUGUCUGCUAAUUUCUUCCAGCUGCGCUGCCUGCUGAAAGAACUCCGGGAUCUGGCUGGUCGGACUGAUAACAACAGCACAGGUAGAGCAGAGUUUUUCACUCGGCGGGUGAAGAAUUGCAGGGAGGUUGUGCGGAUGGGGCUGCGGAAUGCGGAGAAGCAUGUGGGGGAGGCGGUGGAUUGGGCAGCGAAGCGCAGGGCGCAUCGGCUGGGGGCAAGGGGAAGGCUGGAGAUGGUUGAUGUGUUCCGUGCGUUCGUGGAAGGCAUGAUGGUGGAGCGCCUGCUCUCAACCUCCCCGGCUGGCCUGGAAGCAUCAAAGAAGCAGCAGCUGGAGUAUCUGGAGAGGGCCAAGAUUCAGUGCCGCAUGGUGGCCUCGCACCACCUGGAACCUGUCAGAGAGAGCGACAGCCUUGGGGGCAGCGCUCGGAGAAUGCUUGAGAAAGACUUGAGCGAGCUGGAGCAAUCUGUUCGCGACGAGCCUCGCUACUUUGCUGUGACUGAGCGCGAGAAGGCCGACAUUUUCGAGGCAGUGGGCCUGGGAGGGAAUCACUG